Molecule: messenger RNA, 2325 nt
Organism: Lasiodiplodia theobromae
Lineage: Eukaryota; Fungi; Ascomycota; Dothideomycetes; Botryosphaeriales; Botryosphaeriaceae
Product: Glycoside hydrolase family 31
Exons: 4
Coding region: 1-2325 (774 amino acids)
Biological process (GO): carbohydrate metabolic process
Molecular function (GO): carbohydrate binding; hydrolase activity, hydrolyzing O-glycosyl compounds
Source: RefSeq, a predicted model, not a curated record
AUGAAGUUUCGCGAUGGAAUGUGGCUCGUUGCAGCCGACAAGCACGUCCAAUAUGCUGAAGACAUCUACACAAUCACUCCCCGCGACAACAAAGCGCUCGACCUCCUUUGCCCUACCCGGCACAUCCGCUCCCGUGGCGACACUCUGAAUUUGAGCACCAUAAACAUCGAGAUUGAGGCUCAGUUCGACGGUGUGAUCUCCAUAGAAGCUACUCAUUUCUCCGGGGCACAGAGGAGGGGACCGAACUUCGAUCUGUAUCCCGAUGGACGACCGGAGCUUGGAAAUACAAACAUCAGCAAAGGGGAUAAAGGCACUACCCUCGCAGCUGGUUCAUUGUCUGCCACCGUCGGACCGGAUCCUCAGGCUUUCGACAUCCGCUUCCACGCCACCGAUGGCUCGAAAGAGCUCACACAGCUGCUGAACCGUAGUGUCGGCCUUGCAUACAGCCCAGCAACGGGUUCCCCGAAGCAAGUGGAGGACAUGCGUAACCUCCAACACUACAUGUUUACGCAGCACGAACUCGGCGUGGGCGAGUCCAUCCACGGCCUGGGAGAGCGGUUCGGGGCAUGGAACAAGGUGGGCCAGGCGAUCGACUUGUGGAAUGAAGACGGCGGCACGUCCAGUGACCAGGCAUACAAGAACAUCUCCUUCUAUCUAAGCUCCAAGGGCUACGGUGUCUUCAUCGACACGCCGGACAAGGUGUCCCUCGAGAUUGGCAGCGAGCGCUGCUGUCGUCUCCAGACAUCGGUCGAGGGCCAGCGAUUGAAGUGGUACAUCAUCUACGGGCCUUCGGGACCCAAGGAGGUGCUAACCAAGUAUUCGAUCCUGACCGGAAAGCCGGGCAAGCUGCCUGCUUGGAGUUUUGGCUUGUGGCUCUCGACAUCCUUCACGACCGACUAUGACGAGAAGACGGUUACGCACUUCCUCGAGGAAAUGCGCUCGCGUGAGGUGCCCGUCGAAACAUUCCACUUCGACUGCUUCUGGCUGAGGGCUUUCCACUGGUGCGACUUCGUGUUCUCGUCGGAGCAUUUUCCGGAUCCGGCCGGUCAGAUCAGGCGGAUGAAAGAGAGCAAGCUGGCUAACAAGGUGUGCGUCUGGAUCAAUCCAUACCUGGGCCAGGCAUCGCCCGUGUUCCAGUACGCAGCUGAGCGGGGCUACCUCCUCAAGCGGAAAAAUGGAGACGUGUGGCAGUGGGAUCUAUGGCAAACAGGCAUGGGCAUCGUCGACAUUACGAACCCCGAAGCGCGCGACUGGUACGUGGGUUGUCUGAAGCAGCUGUUCGAUCUGGGUAUCGACACCAUCAAAACGGACUUUGGCGAACGCAUCCCCGCCACGGACGUCGAGUGGCACGACAAGACGGUUGAUCCAGGCCGGAUGCACAACUACUACGCUUUCUGGUACAACAAGAUGGUGUAUGAGGCGCUGCAGGAGCGCUUCGGAAAGGACCAGGCUGUUCUGUUCGCGCGUGCAGCCACUGCUGGGACGCAACGCUUCCCGUUGUGCUGGGGCGGCGACUGCGAGUCGACGCCUGCGGCCCUUGCCGAAUCGGUCCGCGGCGGGCUGUCUAUCGGACUGUCAGGCUUCAGCUUCUGGUCCUGCGACAUCGGUGGCUUCGAGGGCAACCCGCCGCCGUGGAUUUACAAGCGGUGGGUAGCGUUCGGGCUGCUGUGCUCGCAUAGCCGUCUGCACGGGUCAAACUCAUACCGCGUGCCCUGGCUCAUCGAUGGCGGAGCAGUGGGAGAAGGCAGCGCAACGAGCGUGCUGCGCACCUUUGUGCGUCUCAAGCGCCGGCUGAUGCCGUACCUGUACGCGCAAGGCGAGGUCAGCCGUCGCAACGGCUGGCCGCUGUCGCUGCGCGCCAUGUGCCUCGAGUUCCCGGAGGACCCGACCAGUUGGUUUCUUGACAGACAGUUCAUGGUCGGUGACAGCGUGCUGGCAGCUCCCGUCUUUACCGAGGAGGGCGAAGUCGAGUUCUACCUGCCAGCGGGCAAGUGGACGUCAUGGUGGGACGGCAGCGUGGUCGAAGGCCCCGGCUGGCGCCGCGAGAAACACGGGUUUGAGACGCUUCCGCUAUACGUACGCGAGGGUGCGGUGCUGGUGCUGGGACAGGAGCAGGAGGGCGUCAAGGGGGAGGGCUUCGCGUACGACUGGCUGGCCCGUGGCGCAGAGGUGUGCCUGUACCACACUAAGGGAGGCGAAUCGGCACAGGUCGUCGACUCCAAGGGCGAGACGAUAGCGACGCUGACCGUGGCGGAGGACGGAGCGAGCGUCGUCAACGACGGCCUGCAGAAACUCGGGGCGGAGGUCAAGGUUCGACGCGUGUAA